UUACUUGAGAGGCCCGAGAAACUAGAGUGGAGAAGUGGGCUCAUCUCCAAAGGCAGAGGAGGGCAGCAGUGCAACGGCGACGGUGAGAGCUGCGCUUAAAUCUCAGCGUAGAAGAAGAAGGAAACCCAGCGACGCUGAACUCCAAAGACGAAGAAGACUGUUUAUUAUGAACUUCACAGCUAGUACCUCGAUGGUUUUAUGACAUGUACUCCAACAAGUUUCGCCGCCUCAUGUUAGGGCUGCACUGCCUUAAAACGACCGCUGUUUGCGGCCUGGUCCAGAGGGCCGCUGGUCGAAGCGGGUUCGGCUGGACUGCGGUGUGUAAACAGCGGACACUGUGGCUGCAGAGGAGCGCCUGUCGGGAGAUAGAACGACGUGCUGUGCUCCGUCAAAACGGCGUUCGGUCAGCCUCUCACAGCACCGUGGACCCUGAUGAACUGAGGAAGUUCCAGUCGUUGGCAAACAAGUGGUGGGAUGAACAGGGAGAAUUUGCAGCUCUUCACGCCAUGAACGACCUGAGGGUGCCUUUUAUACGGGAUAACCUGCUGAAUGUGCACAGAGCGCGCCAUCCCGGGAAGCCACUCGCAGGACUGAAGAUCCUGGACGUCGGUUGUGGAGGAGGCCUGCUCACAGAGCCCCUGGGUCGUCUGGGAGCUAAAGUUUUGGGUAUAGAUCCAGUGGAAAAUAGCAUUGGCACCGCCCAGCUGCAUUCGUCCUUUGACCCGGACCUAUGUGAGCGGGUGUCCUACCAGGUGUGCACCCUGGAAGAGCUCUCAGGAGGAGAGGAUGAAGGAGCGGGACACUUUGAUGCUGUGGUGGCGUCUGAGGUUGUGGAACAUCUGGCUGACCUGGAAACGUUCGCCUUCUGCUGCAGCCAAGUGCUAAAGCCAGGUGGCUCACUAUUCAUCACGACUAUAAAUAAAACCAACCUGUCCUACGUGCUGGGCAUUGUUGUAGCGGAGCAGCUGCUGCGCAUCGUGCCCGACGGGACCCACGACUGGGAGAAGUUUGUCAGCCCAGUAGACCUGGAACGCCUCCUGGAGUCUCAUGGUUUCUCAGUGCAGUCUGUCAAAGGAAUGCUGUACAACCCCCUGUCGGGAGCCUGGAGCUGGACCGACAGCACUGCCAUCAACUACGCCCUCCACGCCGUCAAACUGAGAAAACAGGCUGAGGACAGCAGCCUCCACCCAGAGGACCACACCAUAGAAAGUAGCAGCUGAGCCACGCCACUUGAGAAGAAAUCCAAAAAUGAGAAAUAAUAACUCAGACGCGAGCGGCCCUGACAUCCUGUCGGCCAGCUGUGACGCAGCACAUGAGACUGAGUUUAUUCAAGGAAAGGGACAAACUGCCUGCAGAUAGAAUUAGAGAUGUGCUGCAUUUGGCAGACCCAUUGAUGCUGUGCUGUGCUGCGUGAGCGCUGAAUACAUGUCUAGUGUUUGAUAAGCUGUGUAAAGCAACGGUGCAUCCUUUAAUUGUGUAAUCAUUUUCAGCAUAUGCUGUCCUGCGUCAGUGUGGUGUUUGAGGCUGAAUAGUUAAAGGUUUGCAACAUCCUCCAUUAAAACUGACCUCACAUCAGUUUGAUUUCUCAAGAAUGAACGCAUGAGAGUGAAAAAUGUGAUUAUUUGGAAUGCUAACAAAAAACAAACAUGAUUUCAGGUUUUUAGAUGCUAAUAUUAAUUUAUAUUUUGUGUCCACAGAGGGGAGGGGCAACCAUAUCCUGUGGGAUUAUAAGGGGUCUGGUCUCAUGUGGACGUAUUACAUAAUACAGAUCUCCCUCGUGCAGAGAAUAAGUCAUGCUUGCAUGAUGGUCUUAAAGAGACCAGAAAUAUGACAGUAGAACAUGUGCAGAAGCUAACAGAGCACGCUGUGAGGACUGAGCACUACACCUAUUUCAAUUUCAGAUAUGUUGACAUUUCACCGGUUUAAAAAAAAAAAAAUGCUCUUUGUAUAUACAUAUUUUAAAAAGAACUCUCCCUCUCACCCUCUGGGGGGUGGUAUGUGUGUGCUCCUCACGUUCAGGUCCUCUACCAGAGGCCUGGAAGUUAGAGUGCUCUGUGCAGUGUCUUAGCUGGUCCUUGGACUGCACUCUCCUGGAUGGAGACCUUUGAUGUUGUGCCUGGAAUCUGCUCAAGCUAAUUUUCCAGCUCCUUUAUGCUUCUAUUACCACUAGGACCACUUUGGAUUUUACCUUCCACAUCUGCUCCAGAUGUUUCUUCAGCACCUGGUUCUCCAUUUUUUUGUGCUCCUUCUUCCCGAUGUUGCUGUCCGGUAGGAUUACAACAUCUAUGACAACUGCGGUCUUCUGUUCCUUGUCAACAAUCACUACAAUACUGCUUGGUUUGCCAGCAGCUUCUAUGUGGAAGUGGAAGUCCCACAUGACCUUACUCCUGUUGUUCUCAACCACCUUUUGUGAUUGAGGACUUGGGGACUUCUAGUCCAUAUGCAGCACAGAUGUUCCUGUAUGCUAUCACAGCCACUUGGUUGUGCCUCUACAUCUAUGCAGUUCCAGCUUGCUUCUUACAUCCUAUUACUAUAUGUUGGAUAGUCUCUGGGGCACCUUUGCACACUGUUCAACUUUCUUCCCUUUGUAGACUCAACCCUCUAUCUGAUGCCUAGAGCCUGUUCUUGUGCUGCUGUGUUAGAGACUCUGCGCUGUGCUUUAAGUCUGUGUUGUGCCAGAAAAAUGAUUUCAGGAAUUUGCCCCAAAAUGAUUGUCUAUAUUUAAACUGUUUUAAAUGACUUGUCAACCCACAAUCUGUCAAACACAUGACAAGCAUGUCUCUUAAGAAUGAUAUCAAGCCAUUUUGAGCCAGAAAUAAAACAGUCCUGUCACAA
Pundamilia nyererei is the source of this 2835-nucleotide messenger RNA. RefSeq names its product coenzyme Q3 methyltransferase (gene coq3). The transcript has 6 exons. NCBI's taxonomy places the organism in Eukaryota, Metazoa, Chordata, Actinopteri, Cichliformes, Cichlidae. Gene Ontology annotation, cellular component: mitochondrion. Gene Ontology annotation, molecular function: 3-demethylubiquinol 3-O-methyltransferase activity; polyprenyldihydroxybenzoate methyltransferase activity. The record is from RefSeq and is a predicted model, not a curated record. Gene Ontology annotation, biological process: ubiquinone biosynthetic process. The coding region runs from base 204 to 1220 and encodes 338 amino acids.